UCCGCAGUCUGGGCCGCUGGGUGCAGAAGCUGCCGCAGCCCCGGCGGCCAGUGCCGCCUCCCCCAAUCCGGAUACCCAUUGUCUCCCACUCCACCUGGCCCUCCACCUCCCACACAACCAUGGCGCACGAAGCCGGGAGGAGCUCUCGUCUCGGGGGGCCCUGCGGGGAGCCGGCGGAGCUUGGAGGUGAUGCUAGCGAGGAGGACCACCCCCAAGUCUGUGCCAAGUGCUGCGCACAAUUCACUGACCCAGCUGAAUUCCUCGCCCACCAGAAUGCAUGUUCUCCUGACCCCCCUGUAAUGGUGAUAAUUGGGGGCCAGGAGAACCCCAACAACUCUUCGACCUCUUCUGAACCCCGACCUGAGGGCCACAGCAGUCCCCAGGUCAUGGAGGCCGAGCAGAGCAACCCGUCGGAUUCCGGGUCCUCUGUACCCACAGAUCCCACCUGGGGCCCAGAGCGGAGGGGAGAGGAGUCUUCGGGGCACUUUCUCGUAGCUGCCACAGGUACAGCAGCUGGGGGAGGUGGGGGCCUGAUCUUGGCCAGCCCUAAGCUAGGAGCAACUCCAUUACCUCCAGAAUCCACUCCUGCACCACCACCCCCUCCACCUCCUCCUCCGCCCCCAGGUGUAGGCAGCGGCCACUUGAACAUCCCUCUGAUCUUGGAAGAGCUCCGGGUACUGCAGCAGCGGCAGAUCCAUCAGAUGCAGAUGACUGAGCAAAUCUGCCGGCAGGUGCUGCUGCUUGGCUCCUUAGGCCAGACAGUGGGCACCCCUUCCAGCCCCUCCGAGUUACCUGGGACAGCCGCCGUCUCCUCCACCAAGCCUUUGCUCCCCCUCUUCAGCCCCAUCAAGCCUGUCCAAACUGGCAAGACACUGGCGCCUUCCUCCACCUCCUCUUCCUCAGGGGCGGAAACACCCAAGCAGGCUUUCUUCCACCUUUAUCAUCCACUGGGGUCACAGCACCCUUUUGCUGCCGGAGGGGUCGGGCGAAGCCACAAACCCACCCCUGCCCCCUCCCCGGCCCUGUCAGGCAGCACAGAUCAGCUGAUUGCCUCGCCUCAUCUGGCAUUCCCAGGCACCACGGGACUACUGGCAGCACAGUGUCUUGGGGCAGCCCGGGGCCUCGAGGCUACUGCCUCCCCAGGGCUCCUGAAGCCAAAGAAUGGAGGUGGUGAGCUGGGCUAUGGGGAAUUGAUGGGUCCCUUGGAGAAGCCUGGUGGACGGCACAAAUGCCGCUUCUGUGCCAAAGUAUUUGGCAGUGACAGUGCCCUGCAGAUCCACCUGCGUUCCCACACAGGUGAGAGGCCCUAUAAGUGUAAUGUCUGUGGCAACCGCUUUACCACGCGUGGCAACCUCAAAGUGCAUUUCCACCGGCAUCGGGAGAAGUACCCGCACGUGCAGAUGAACCCUCACCCGGUACCAGAGCAUCUGGACUACGUCAUCACCAGCAGCGGCCUGCCCUAUGGUAUGUCCGUGCCACCAGAGAAGGCCGAGGAGGAGGCGGCCAUGCCAGGUGGUGGUGUGGAACGCAAGCCUCUGGUGGCCUCCACCACGGCACUCAGUGCCACAGAGAGCCUGACGCUGCUCUCCACCGGGGCAGGCACAGCCACGGCUCCUGCGCUCCCUGCUUUCAAUAAGUUCGUGCUCAUGAAAGCGGUAGAGCCAAAGAGUAAAGCUGAUGAAAACACCCCACCCGGGAGCGAGGGCUCAGCCAUCGCCGGGGUGGCAGAAAGUGGCACAGCAACCCGCAUGCAGCUAAGUAAGCUGGUGACUUCGCUACCCAGCUGGGCCCUGCUUACCAACCACUUUAAGUCCACUGGUAGCUUCCCCUUUCCUUAUGUGCUAGAGCCCUUGGGGGCUUCACCCUCUGAGACCUCCAAGCUGCAGCAACUGGUAGAGAAGAUUGACCGUCAAGGAGCCGUGGCAGUGGCCUCUACUGCUUCGGGAGCCUCCACAACCUCUGCCCCUGCAACUUCAUCCUCAGCCUCAUCGGGACCUAACCAGUGUGUCAUUUGCCUUCGGGUGCUGAGCUGUCCUCGAGCGCUGCGCCUGCAUUACGGCCAACAUGGAGGUGAGCGGCCCUUUAAAUGCAAAGUGUGUGGCAGAGCUUUCUCUACCCGGGGCAAUCUGCGUGCACAUUUCGUGGGCCACAAGGCUAGUCCAGCUGCCCGGGCCCAGAACUCCUGCCCCAUUUGCCAGAAGAAGUUCACCAAUGCUGUUACUCUGCAGCAGCAUGUUCGGAUGCACCUGGGGGGCCAGAUCCCCAACGGUGGUACCACGCUCCCUGAAGGUGGGGGAACUGCCCAGGAGAACGGCCCUGAGCAGUCUGCGGUCUCAGGGGCGGGGAGCUUCCCCCAGCAGCCAUCCCAGCAGCCAUCCCCAGAAGAGGAGUUGUCCGAAGAGGAAGAAGAGGACGAAGAAGAAGAGGAAGACGUGACUGAUGAAGAUUCCCUGGCAGGGAGAGGCUCCGAGAGUGGAGGUGAGAAGGCGAUAUCAGUGCGUGGUGAUUCAGAAGAGGCCUCCGGGGCAGAGGAGGAAGUGGGAACUGUGGUGGCAGUGGCCACAGCUGGGAAGGAGAUGGACAGUAAUGAGAAAACGAUUCAACAGCCUUCUCUGCCGCCGCCGCCUGACAGCCUGGAUCGAACGCAGCCAGUGGAGCAGGGCGGCAGUGAUGUUGCAGGAGGCACAGAAGAGGGGGGCAAACCGGAGAGGAGCGCCAGCCCCGUGUCAGCGUUGGCCCUAGAAGGGGAAGGCAGCAGCCCCACCUUGGUGGAGGAGCUGAGCCUGCAGGAAGCGAUGAGAAAGGAGCCCGGAGAGAGCAGUAGCAGAAAGGCCUGUGAGGUGUGUGGCCAGACCUUUCCCACCCAGGCAGCUCUGGAGGAGCAUCAGAAGACCCACCCCAAGGAGGGGCCGCUCUUCACUUGUGUUUUCUGCAGGCAGGGCUUUCUCGAACGGGCUACCCUCAAGAAGCAUAUGCUGCUGGCUCACCACCAGGUACAGCCCUUUGCCCCCCACGGCCCUCAGAAUAUUGCUGCUCUUUCCUUGGUCCCUGGCUGCUCAUCCUCCAUCACUUCCCCAGGGCUCUCCCCAUUUCCCCGAAAAGAUGACCCCACGAUCCCAUGAGCCUGUUUUUCUGAACCUGCUGCCCCUUGACCCCGGGGGCAGAAACUGAGAGCUCUGUAGAAGGACCUCCAAGAUCUGUGAGCCCUUAUUUGUCUAUUUCUCUGAGUUCUUAUAUGAUGUGUCCCUAGUGGCUUUUCUCUAAUCCCUGAGCUUUGAAAUCCUUGUGCUUACAGGGGGGUGGCCCCCUGAGAAACUUUUCUUUCCUCUUCAUUCACUGUACCUGAGGAAAAUAGAUUCUCUACAGCUUUCACAUUCCCAAGAAGAACCCUCUCCGCCCUCCCUGGGAAUGACCCUUCUACCCUCUCCUCUCCCUUUCCCUGUGGCAGGUGCAUCUGAGCACCCACAUUUGGAAUUAUAGCCCAGCCCGAAGGGGCCAGCAGCUGUCCCUGGAGGGCCUAGGGCCACUCCUCUCUGGUGACCAGGUCAACCUGCAGGACUUCUUGUCCCAGGGCAUUCCUGCCCAGCUGGUGAGGGUGGGCUCCCUGUCUUGCUGAAACCAGGACACGGCUUUACUGUCAAGUGACCUGCCCACCAAGCCCCAGAGUUCCAGCUCCAUCUCCAUCUCCAUCUCCACUACCCCUUCAGGCCCCACACCACCAGUGCUGUUUGGCCCAGGAACUGUGGCUGAGAAGUUGCCUCCAGCAAUGGGAUCCAGAGAAGCCAAGGAAAAGAGAUUCCCCCCUCCUUUUCUUUUGGCCUCUGGCAUCCAAGACAGUGCCUGAGAAAGCCCAUCAUAGAAGAGAAGUAGCAAACCGUACAUUUCUUCUCCUUCCCCCUGCUCCAGAAGGUGCCGACAAUGAAGAUGCAACAAUAUCAGUAUCUGGUGGCUCCGCCCCAGGGUGUAGGGAGAAACGAAGGGCAUAGGACACUCUUCCCAGUAGUAAGGCACUAAUGUGCCUUCGUCACGUUAAGGCAAAGGUGUUGGCUGGUUAAUAUGCCAAGAUAUUUUGAGCUUGUCAUAUCUUUCAUCCUUGCCUCUGAGUUAGGAAACAAGUGGAUUUCUUGCUGAGAGGUCUCCCAUGGGAUGGAUAUUUUGGGGAAGGAAAGGUGAAGUUCAUAUCUUUAACAAGCAUUGUUGAUGAGGGUUAGCUGAAGGAAUAAUGGAGCGUUUAGGAGUGUUGCUAAAGCAUAGGGCUUGCUGAGAACCUAUGUGAUUAAGAAAGGGGUGUGAUAUAAGGGAGGGGACCUCAAACUCUUAAUUGGAUGGGUUGAUGGGUCUCAUGAAUGUUCUUUUGAACUAAUGGUGACUUUAGUGUGCAGCAAUGCACCAUGGAUCAUGGGGGAUUUCCUAGCACUAGUGUGCUUCUAGUUUUAGAUAACUCCCUCCGCUAUUCCCUGGCCCCUUGUAUUUUCCUCAUCUUCCUCUUUCAAGGUCCACUUCCUUCCCAUUUUGCUUGUCCACGGACCGGGGCUUAUGUCUUUGCCACUGUCUGGUUCUUAGAGUCCCAGACUUUGGGAGAUGAGCCCUAGGUGCUGUCCUCCCUGCCUCUCCGUUUUGUAAUGAGAUGUAGUAUUUACUUUUAACAUAGGCUCAUUUGGAACCGGAGUUCUGAGGAGGAGGGAGUGAGGGUUCUGCUAUUGACUGACUUGAGUGAUGGCUCCUCCUCCAAAGGUGUAGGCUCCAGUUUCCUAACAUAGUAAAAUGUGAAGAGCAGACAAAGGAGAUGUUAGUGUCUUUCCCUUUUCAUUAAAGGUGUUUUAACCAAA
Messenger RNA from Lagenorhynchus albirostris (white-beaked dolphin), 4829 nucleotides. It is a transcript of the gene SALL2, whose product is annotated as spalt like transcription factor 2. Gene Ontology annotation, cellular component: nucleus. The record is from RefSeq and is a predicted model, not a curated record. Gene Ontology annotation, molecular function: RNA polymerase II cis-regulatory region sequence-specific DNA binding; DNA-binding transcription factor activity, RNA polymerase II-specific. Gene Ontology annotation, biological process: regulation of transcription by RNA polymerase II. NCBI's taxonomy places the organism in Eukaryota, Metazoa, Chordata, Mammalia, Artiodactyla, Delphinidae. The coding region runs from base 120 to 3122 and encodes 1000 amino acids. The transcript is spliced from 2 exons.